Messenger RNA from Drosophila ficusphila, 3636 nucleotides. It is a transcript of the gene blot, whose product is annotated as sodium- and chloride-dependent neutral and basic amino acid transporter B(0+). Gene Ontology annotation, cellular component: membrane. The record is from RefSeq and is a predicted model, not a curated record. The transcript is spliced from 6 exons. Gene Ontology annotation, biological process: sodium ion transmembrane transport. Lineage: Eukaryota; Metazoa; Arthropoda; Insecta; Diptera; Drosophilidae. Bases 178 to 3123 code for a protein of 981 amino acids.
CAUUCAAGUUUCGCGCCUCUUUCCGAUCGGCUGUCGCUCGAGCGCGUCGUUGGCCGCAACUGCAUUAUAAGCAUUUUAUUCCGUGCAUUUUAAAUUGUUCUAUCCCCGUGUACGUGUUUCCGUGUGUGCCCAUGUGCCGUGUGUUGAUAUCUCCGUGAAAUGCAAAUGAUCUGAUCGAUGAGCAGCAGUUACAAGCCCCGCAGCAGCAACGAGGCCCUCGCCGAGCAGCUUAGCUUAGCCCGUGCCGGAAGUGGCACCCAGCCCCCGGCCACGCCCACCUACCGACAGAUAUCCGGCGCCAUGGCAACCCUGCCGCGCCAUGACAACAACAACCACAACCACAAUGACAACUCCGGCCGAAUUCGCUGCGAUUCAACGGCGACUUCGAGAACCUGCGUUUACAUUGGUGGAGCGCCAAAUGGCGGGGGAACCGGAAAUGGACAGAUUUCCGUGACCUUGGACCGCCGGCAGCCGCAGCGAAUGUCCUGGCUGAAUAUGCGAAGGGCCAAGGCUAACGAGACGGACCUGCCUACAGUGACACCCUCGCCGCAAACCACUCGCAGUUGCAUCUCCACGGUGUCCAGUGUGGUGGACAGUGGUGGCGGACGCACCACCGCCACUUCCGGUCGCAUCAGCUCCAGCGGCAUCGUCACCCUCAGCGGCAGCAACAAUACACUGAGCGAAAUCCAGGGCGGCUACCACGACAUGGACCACGAUGCCGUCUCCAAGAACUUCUCCGUUUCGGCCUCCGCUCACUCCGCGCACAACAUCACCACGGCCAGCAAUGCGAAGCUCCUGCCCGCCGCCGAGGAUGAGUCCAACAAACAGACCAAAUGCUCGGUGUUCCGUGGGCUCGUGCUCUGUUUGUGCCUCAAUGUGAGCUUCGCGAACGUGGUCCGCUUCCCACGCGAGCUGGACCGCUACGGGUCGGCGUACCUGCUGCCGUACGUGGUGUUGCUCUUUCUAGUCGGCCUGCCCAUGAUUCUGCUGGAGAUCUCCGUGGGCCAGUUCCUCGGCCAGGGGGCGGCGCACACGUGGCGCGCCUCGCCCAUCUUCAAAGGAGCCUGCAUCAUCAGCCGCUUCGCCUCUUGGCUCUCGGCCAUCUGGGUGUCCUUGCAGGCCGUGCUGGCACUGGCCUACAUCGGGAUGUUUGCCUCCAAUGAGCUGCCAUUCCGCGAGUGCGCCGGACCCGUGAAGCUGCGAUUGAGUGGCUACCAACUGACGGGAACCAGUGGACAGGAGUGCCUGCAGCAGACCUUCCUCACUCCCUUCUGGCGCAAUCCAAUGUACUUUGGCCUGUUGGCAGCGGGACUGAUAGGCAUCUGGAUAGUGGUAAUGCUUUGCACCCAUAAUGCCAAGAUCCUGCGUCGCAGCGUAUUCGUGUAUGGAUUGGUUGGUUUAGCCCUGCUCUGCACACUCACUGGAUGGGAGGUGCGCAACUCCUUCAGUCGGCACUACUUCCCGGAACUGUGGGCCUUCGACUCGAGUUUGCUGGCCGAGAGUAACAUUUGGUUCAAUGCUUUAAUGCAAGUCCUCUUCUCGGUGAACUGUGGCUUUGGAGCCCUACCAAUGGUCACGGGAAAGUUCCUGUACAAAGGUGAUGCUGUGAGGACCUCGGUGGUUUACCUCUGCUUCAACCUGCUUAUCAACGCCAUCGCCGUGACCCUGUUCAUGGUGCAGUUCGAUGUCACGGGAAAUGGUUUCCAGAUCAUGGAGGAGCUCAAACCCCUGACGGCCAUCUACGAUCGGGUGCUGGAAAGCACCGGGGAAGGUGACGCACGGCUGCUCCAGCACUUGGUUCCCUCGCUCAUCUACGCCCUGAUCAUCCUCUCGGCCAUGGUCUCCAUCACGGUGGCAGUGUACACCUCCACGCGUCUCGUGCCACGCCGCCCCAACUACGUGAUAUGCCUCAUCGGACUCGUGGUGGCGGUCAUCUCGUUCGCGGCGCCCAAGUUCCUCAUCGCCCGCGUGCUGGACUCGCGCCUGGUGGGCACCAUGGUGGUGACGGCCCUGGUGUUCGAGCUGAUUGCCAUAACCUGGAUCUACGGGGCCAAGAACAUCUACACCGACCUCGAGUUCUCCGUGGGACGGCCCAUCUUCAAGGUCUGGAUGUGGUUGUGGGUCGUCUGUCCCGCCAUCCUGACGGGCAUCCUGGUGUGGUGGUGUGCCGACGACGAUCAGUACGAUCUGCUGGCGGAGUACCUUCCGCGUUGGGCGCCAAUUCUUUUCGUACUGGCAGUGAUUGUGGUGAUUGCCUGUGUGCAGAUCUUCCGGCAGGUGGAGUACAACUUCUUCGGCAUGAUCUGCGAGGCCUCCAAGCCGGCGAAGGAGUGGGGACCGGCCGACCCUCUGGCCAGGCACUCCUGGAAGCAGUGGCGCUCCGUUUGCCAGGACACCGGGCGCAGGGACUUCACCCUGCGGAGAAGGGGAACCCGCGACUACACCCACUCCAUCAAGAAGGGUCAGUAUUCGAGUGCCGCCAAGUACGGAGUGCAGAACGGAGGCGGAGGUCAGACGCAGUCGCCGAUGCACCAGCAGCACUGGAAGUCCUCGACGCCGGGAAACAGCUCGCCCAACUACAGCGGCUCCAUGUUCGGGGACUCGGCCAUCGAGGAGGACAUCAGCGUGGACAAGUUCCCGGGGAUCACGCAGCAGCAGUACGUGCCCUUCCAGGCGAGUGAGGCGAAGCCCACGCGGUACUCCCAGCGGAUGAGGCAAACUGCCCAGCCGCAGACCCAGACGCAGAUGCGAUUGCCCAGGGAGUCGGUGGAGAAGCACCGCGAGGUGGUCUACAUCCGCCGCCUGUCGGACGGGGGAAGUGGCACGGGUCACGCCACGCGGAUUGAGAUCUCGCCCUCGAACGAGUCCAUCACCUAUGGCAAUGGGAAAAUGGCCAAUGGCCAGUCCGCCAUGUCCCGCAAUCCGCUGGGCCGCUCCACCGGAUGCCUGGCCGCCGCCGCCCAACCUCCGCCGCCCAGCGUCCAUGUGAAGCGGUCGGCGAGCUCGGUGGUGAACGUCAACUCGCACAAGUUGCCACCACCCACGAGCGCUGGUGGAGCGGCGGAUCACAUCUGCUGGCGGAAGUUCAACGUGAAUCCCGAGGAGUAUUCCACGGAGCUGUGAAAUCAGGGGAGGGUGAAAAGGAGGAGCCAGAGGAAGAGGAGGGGGAAACGAAGCAUUCACAUUCAAAAAGACUUGUUGCAUCCAAAACAAACGUAUCUGUAUCUGUAGUCCGCACACCUAACUUUAAGUCACGAGUAACGCGAGUAAAGCAUGUCCAUAUGGAAAGUGUAUCUUCUAGUUGCGAGCUGUAAAUAGCCUAACCCCUAGACAUUUAGUUCUACGAUCUAGUUCCUUAGCUUAAGUCGAGAGAAUUCCGUGGUCAUUGUUCUUCAUCUGGAAAUCAGGAGCAGGAAAUAAACGCAGUAGUCUAAGCACGUUGAACUAUCAUGGAUUCGAGUGCCUGAAAAUCGUGAAGUAACUGAACUAACCCUAAGCUUCUUCAGUUCUUAGUUAGUUAGUUAGUCGGUAGUCCUACGAACGCAUAGCCUAAGCAUCCAUUGUAAAGUUACAUAGCAAACACAACGAUUUCGAAAACGAUCUUAUGUAAUAAACAGUACGAUUAGUAAAUUAUGA